GAGGGGGAGAGAGAGGGAGAAGGAGAGAGAGAUGGGGGACGGGAGCGGCAACAACCGCGGCGGGGGAGGCGGCGGCAACAGACCGGCGUGGCUGCAGCAGUAUGAUCUGGUGGGAAAGAUCGGCGAGGGAACGUACGGUCUGGUAUUCCUCGCCAAGAGCAAGCUCCAGUCUAACAGGGGCAAAUGCAUUGCCAUCAAGAAAUUCAAGCAAUCCAAAGAUGGCGAUGGCGUCUCUCCGACUGCCAUCCGAGAGAUUAUGUUGCUUCGGGAAAUUUCCCAUGAAAACGUUGUCAAACUUGUGAAUGUUCACAUCAAUCAUGCUGAUAUGUCACUCUAUCUAGCAUUCGACUAUGCCGAGCAUGACCUUUAUGAAAUCAUCAGACAUCACAGAGAAAAGGUCAACCAGCCUAUUAAUCAGUACACAAUUAAGUCAUUGCUCUGGCAGCUGCUCAAUGGGCUCAACUAUCUUCAUAGUAAUUGGAUAAUACAUAGAGAUCUGAAGCCAUCUAACAUCCUGGUCAUGGGUGAGGGAGACGAACAGGGAGUUGUAAAAAUUGCUGAUUUUGGGCUUGCCAGGAUAUACCAGGCCCCCUUGAAGCCAUUAUCUGAAAAUGGGGUUGUGGUAACAAUUUGGUAUCGUGCUCCGGAGCUGCUCCUUGGGGCCAAGCAUUAUACCAGUGCUGUUGAUAUGUGGGCUGUUGGAUGCAUCUUUGCUGAAUUGCUGACCUUGAAGCCGCUUUUUCAAGGAGUGGAAGUCAAAGCUACACCCAACCCUUUUCAGCUCGAUCAACUGGAUAAGAUAUUUAAGGUCUUAGGCCAUCCUACACCAGAAAAGUGGCCUAUGCUUGUUCAUCUUCCACACUGGCUAUCGGAUCAACAACGUAUCCAAGGCCAUAAGUACAAUGAGAGCCCUGGUCUCUUUAGUUUUGUUCAUCUGUCUCAAAAAAGUCCUGCAUACGACCUUCUCUCAAAAAUGCUCGAAUAUGAUCCUAGGAAGCGUAUAACUGCGGCACAAGCAUUAGAGCACGAGUAUUUCCGUAUUGACCCACUACCCGGGAGAAAUGCACUGGUACCUUGCCAACCGGGAGAGAAAGCUGUCAAUUACCCCGCUCGUCCGGUGGAUGUCAAUACAGAUUUUGAAGGGACAAGCAGCGUUCAACAAUCUCAACCGGCAUCUGGAAAUACAGUUUCUGGGAGUGUAGCCUCUGUGGUGGCUUCUAGACCCACUGCUCGGCAGAUGCUAGUUGGGAUGCAAAGGAUACCUGGAGCAGGCAUGACGGCUUUUAAUCUUGCCUCUCAGCCAGGGCUGGGUGGUAUUAAUCCUGGCGGCAUUCCUAUGCAGCGGGGUUCCGCUGCUCAGGCUCAUCAGCAGUUGAGAAGGAAAGAUCCAAGUGGGAUGGGGAUGCAAAAUACAGGAUAUCCGCAGCAGAAAUCGAGGCGCUUUUGAGGCAGCAAUUACUGAACUGGGGCUCUCAUAUCAGCCACACCAUCAAAUGGCAACUUAUUGAUGUCUGGCAGCAAUAGACUCAGAGGACGAGGACGUCACAUGCUUCCUUGGCACUGCUCAAAUGAGGAUGAGAAACCGUGCUGCGCAUAAAAAUGCUAGCAGGCACAUUUCUCAACACGCAAGAUUGGGUCCCUUCCAUUAUGCCCCAGCACUGGUCACUCAUUUCACGUUCCGCUGUUCUGUAACAUUUAUAUAUUUGUAUGUGUAUGUUCAAUGGUGAAGCUUGCUUCAAGUGUUUGAUACAGCUCCCAACACUCUGUAAUCACAACAAGAGCUCUCACAGUCCGUUCCUGAGGUUAAAACUGUUUUGGAGAAAUGUCAACGCAUGUGAUGAUACAUGGUAUUCUGCA
This is a messenger RNA of Magnolia sinica, 1857 nucleotides long. Its product is annotated as cyclin-dependent kinase E-1. The transcript is spliced from 16 exons. The coding region runs from base 32 to 1447 and encodes 471 amino acids. The record is from RefSeq and is a predicted model, not a curated record. Lineage: Eukaryota; Viridiplantae; Streptophyta; Magnoliopsida; Magnoliales; Magnoliaceae. Gene Ontology annotation, molecular function: RNA polymerase II CTD heptapeptide repeat kinase activity; cyclin-dependent protein serine/threonine kinase activity; ATP binding. Gene Ontology annotation, cellular component: nucleus; mediator complex. Gene Ontology annotation, biological process: protein phosphorylation.